Messenger RNA from Plodia interpunctella (Indianmeal moth), 4242 nucleotides. RefSeq lists its product as uncharacterized. The transcript has 15 exons. The coding region runs from base 140 to 2944 and encodes 934 amino acids. Lineage: Eukaryota; Metazoa; Arthropoda; Insecta; Lepidoptera; Pyralidae. The record is from RefSeq and is a predicted model, not a curated record.
ACAUAAAACAGCUGAUUUUGACAUAUUUGACAGUGACAUGAAAAUGCAUGACAAACAUGAUUUAUCAAAUAAAAAUCAAUACAAAAUAAUCAGACUGUAAACACAGGUUUUCGUAAAUAUACGUAAAAUCGUAUCCAAAAUGUUACUUAAAAGGAAUCUACUUGAAUCUUUGACUAUAGUUUCUUGUAGUGGCACACUUAUUUGCUUGUUACUUCAUUGUUUUACUAAUAUAUCUCCUAUAAGCGGUGGUUACUUAUUCACCUACUUUAUUGCUACAUUUCUGGUGUCCUUAUUUCUCAGUUUUAAGUUUGUACAGUAUUUAUUGCACUUGAACAAACCUUUGAAAUAUGAUUGGGAGUGGUUGGAAGGAUUUCCGGAGAUAUUUCGUAGUCUUUUCCCAAAUCCGCCGAAACGAUCCAAAAUGGAGACUACCAAAGAAUAUGAUACAAAUGAGUUGAGUGUUAUCAGCACAGUGUUGGAGAAGAAGCUGGUCUCUUCGUGGUAUAUGCCGUAUAUAUCGCAGGAGAUAGGGUUUCCCUUUGGAUGUAAACAAAUGCUGGAUCAAAUGAUUGCAAAGACUUUUCAGAUCUGCAAUAAAAUAGAAACCAAAGACGUCUACAUAGAUGUGUGUUCCAUACUGGUCACGCAUUUGAAAGAGUACCGAAAGGCAUUGAAACGUCACGAGAAAGCCCCAAAUGAUAGCAUAGAGAAUCUUUACAAAAAAUCCCACUCUGCAUUUAACACAGAUAACAAAAUUAACGCUACGGACCAUUGCACAAACGUAAUACGGGUUAUCCUCAAAGAACUUAUAUCUUGGGAGCUUUGGGACACUCCCCACUCCGAAUUGCUUGUGAGAAUUCUGUCUAAAAAGCUGGAAAGCUUUAUUGAUAAUACUUUGGCGAAUCCACAAUGGCUGAACGAUAGGUUGAUGACUAUUUUAAAAGGAAAAGUCGUCAUUCCUAAAGCGGAAGCCACCGGUUUCAAUGUCAUAGAAGAUAUACAAGAAAUUGAAAUUACCGAAGCAAAACCAGAGACAACAACCAUAGAGUCGGCCCUUUCUACAUUGAUAACAAAAAGCACUGCUCCGAUUUUACACAGGGCAAUUAAUGAGGAUUAUAAUGAGGAACAGACAAGGAUGCGAGAUAUUGUUGAAGAAGUGCCCGUGACGUCAUCAGAGCCUGUGGAUAUUAAGUCGUCGCCCAUUUUGAGACAGCGACGGGGAAGACAGGGCAGGAAUGAGGUGAAAAUAUACGACAGGAUUAUAGAAGGCAGCGUAAAAACCUGGGAAACAGACUUGGAUCUCCAAUGUAUCAGCUUGGGGCAGGAUCUGCUGGCGAGCCUGGACGGGGAGCUCGCGCUCGGGCGCCUGUGGGCGCUCGACCCCGACCCCGGCCCCGACGGCAGCCCGCGGCUGAGGCGGGACAAGUCCCCGCAGCCGAUGUGGUUCGGUGAAGAAGACGCCAUUGACAUGGAAUUCGAGACCAGUCCGCCCAAGACCAGUCCGGUCCGGAAGGACCACAGUCCGAAACCGACAGACGCGAUCCUGAAAGAUCUUCAGACCACCGUCCACCAAGCUAAGACGAAAAUCGGCGACCUACAGGUCUCGAACACUGCCAAAAUAGAUGUGCCCUACAAACGCUCCGGUGAUGAAGCUGCAGGCAUGAUGGAAGGUCUGCUGGACUUCGGCAUCGCUGGUCUGAGGAAAGGACUACGUUUUACAGGACUUAGCGACGACUCACAAGACAAGUCGCCGUCGCAUCACAAAAGCGAGCGAGUCUCCCCCGCAACGGAAAUAAAGGCCAGAGAACGAGAGAUAGGCAGCUCGUCCGUUAUACAAAAAGAUGGCAACGAAAUGCCUACCCCAGCGCCACCAUUGCUGAAGCAACAGCGUGUUAUAUCACAGGACAGUUUGCCGUCGCAAGCCAAGCCGAUACUAAAGGGGGAGAUUCCCCCACUUACGUCUAUCAUAUCCCUGUCAGACUCCCCCGAGCCGGAGUAUGAAGAAGCAGCAGACUUGUCGACCAGCAUCGCAAAAUUGCGAUGUUUGUUGAGCCAAAGGGACGUUCAGAGGCCAGAAGUGUGGUGGGCUGGUGAAGACACCAGAAGCCGUUCGCACGAUAGACCUGUCGACACCGCGACCCUGGCUGACGAAUAUGACAACUUAAGUCUGGACCGAGGGUCCCCGGGGCAAACGUCGAAGUCUGACGGCAUGCAAAGGCUGGACAAGUUAUUCCAACGCACAGUGACUGGCAUGUUCAACUCUAUAAAGACUGCGGUGGGGGGUGAGGGCGGGGACGGGGGGGAGGCCCCUAGACAUGAUUACGAUUGGACCUAUGUCUGUACGUCCGUCGAGGCCAGCGUGGGGGGCGCGGUGGCGCGGCUGGUGGGCGCGCGACGCGCGCACGCGCACGUCGACGCGGCGCUCGACUCGCUCAGCCUCGCGGCUCCGCUCGCGAGGAAACGCGACGACGUCAUACCUGAUGACUUUGAGGAAUCGGUCUGGACUUACAAUCGAUCGUGGUGCGGUGUGGGCGAGUUGGUGGCAGCGGGGGGACUCCUGAGAUCGCAUGUGGCGAUUCGACUGGCCACUGUUUUAUGCGCAGAUCUAGCGGAACAGCUAAUCAACUCGUGGUUGGAAGACGUGGGCCCGUGGCUGCACCAUCAGGUCUUCCAUAGCUUCCAGAAUAUGGAGAACCAACACAAUGCUGAGGAAGAACCUUUACGCGAGCUAAACUUGGACGAAACUGUCGCGGCUGUCGUUGAGAAGUUACCAGCAACAUUCGUGUUCGGCGAAGAAGCUCUAACGUCUACGGUUCGCUUCGCACUGUCGAGCUUCAGUAACGCCGCAAUAAAUAAGGAUGUGUCUCUGCGUUUGCUCGACAUUUUGUCCGCGCAUUUCAAGAUGUCUGCCGCAAAUAGGAAUCCUUCGUUUGACGCUAACUAAAGUCUCUGAUUGUUGUGUAUUUUUAUACUAUCAAGUAGGAAAACAGGCACAUCUGAUGUCAACUGGCCACUGGACGCAUGGGCACCACCACGCACCGGGCAUGAUGAGGGGUAACAGAUCUUAGCACUCUGUCCCGUUUCUUCUUGUGUAUUCCUAAUACGCGUUUCUCUUUCUUGUAUGAGCGAAACAAAAGAUAUGACGAAGUAUAUAUACUUUUCCCUGUUUACGAGUGGAGUAUUUUUCUCGCGUGAGUUCAAUAUUAUAUUAGAUCAUUGGAAAUACUAACACGGCGAUUCUCGACACUCUAUAUAAUACGCGUCGGAAGCUAAGGGUUGUGUAACUUUUGGAAAACAAAAUUAAUUCAUACAGUCACGUCCUUCAUGUUUUGUGACAACCCUGACUGCAUUACCAACGCUGGCGGCGGUUUUGCAAUUAGCAACGCCAUUGUAAAACUGUGAAUGUCAUUAAACUGUGUUAUCGUACAGAAAUAAAGCCAAAAAGCAUUGUGAUAGGGGAAAAGCAAAUUGAUCAAUUCACAUGACAAACAAUGAAUUUGGAAAUGCCAAAGAUAAGUGAAUUUUAUUGAUACUCAUUAAUUUGUUAUAUAUCAUAGCUUUACAUUUUAGUAGAUUAGUCAGCGAAAUAUAUAUAAUAAGAUUUAUUUACGAAUUAUUUUUAUAUAUUAUUUCCAUGACAUUUUAAAGCUUUAAUUUUUGUCUAUAAGACUAAAAUGUAUGUUAAUUAGUUUGUUAUUAGAUUAAUUGAAAACAUGAUUAAGCAGAUGUUUAUAAAAAGUGAAAAUAAUAACUGAACACUUAUCCCAUUGCUUUACAGUUGCUAUGGUAACUGUAUUGCUGUAUACUUACAUAUGUACUUGUGUUUUAUUUGUAGGAAAAAUACAAAGACAAAAAAUACAAUUGUAUUUUUUGUGUACCAUUUGGCUAGGUUAUGUGGAGAGUUUAGACAAAACUAUAAUAGUAUUAGGAUGUAUAUGUCAAAAUUAUAUGUUUUAACUGUAAAUGUUUAUGUUAUAAAAUAAAGUAUCGUUCUGUUAGUAUCUUAUAGUCAAGGAACUUAUGUUAACUGGAAUCACUAGUAAUAACAAAUGACAAAAUAAUGACAUUAAAAUGCUUUGUUAUAAUAAUUACAUUUCUACAAAGUCUGCGUGCCAAUACCUAAAGUUACUAAAAUUGAGUACAAAAUUUGUAGACAUCCCUUUCUGGCAAAAUGUUUGUGUUAUAGGCGAGAAAAAAUAGCUACAACCAUUGCUAUUUACAUCAAAGUUUCGGAACGGCUUU